AUGAUCGGUGGCGCGAGGCGCUGGUUAAAGCGCAAUCGCAAAGGUCUCGCGAUCGGGGCUGGAGUGCUGGGUGCUGGUUACCUGGCCGGCCAAUAUGUUAUUUCCAAGAUCUCAGAGGCGCGAGAGCGUAUGAGCAGUGAUAGGAUUGCCAAAGAAAACCUACGCCGGCGAUUUGAACAGAAUCAAACCGAUUGCGCCUAUACCGUCAUUGCAUUGCUGCCAACAGCUACAGAGAAUAUUGUCGAUGCAUUGCCUGUGGAGGAACUGACCAAGGAGCUACAGAAGAAGCGGGCGGAGAGGCUAGCACGACUCAAUGCGGGGGAAGCUACGGGCUCGGACAUGAGCUCGGUUUCACCAAGCCUGCCAGGAGAUGAUACAAAGAGUCUUUCGAGUUUCCAGAGCGAGGGCUAUGUGCAUACGAGUCAGCUCGGAGAGCCGGCCGACUCGGAUGGACAACCCCGCGUGAAACGGAACAAGACACAGCUAUGGAAUGAGGUCAAGAUCACAUCUGUGACUCGAUCCUUUACAAUGAUCUAUAUCCUCUCCCUUCUCAACAUCUUCACUCGCAUCCAGCUCAAUCUCCUCGGCCGCCGCAACUAUCUCUCAAGCGUCAUUUCUCUGGCCAACCCCCCUGCCGACUCGACGAUCAGCCUUGAAGACCAUGACUAUGAUCUCACACAAACCCUUGGAGAUGAUAUUGCGACCAACCGACGCUAUCUUGCGUUCAGUUGGUGGCUGCUCCACCGUGGAUGGAAGACGCUUAUGGAGCGGGUCCAGCCCGCUGUGGAGGAGGCAUUCGGUCCUCUGAACCCGCGUGAGGAUAUCAGUUUGUCCAAACUGUCAGAAUUGACUCUGCAGAUCCGGAGAAAGAUUGAAGGGAAUACGGAGGAAGACCGUCGAUCCAAGAAAUGGUUAUCCUGCUUGCUGCCGCCAACGGAGGACGAAGAUUACGUACUUCGUGAAUCCGGUGUCGAGGGAGUGGCUGACCCAUCCUCCUCGGAGACUGCUUCAAAGCUGCGCCUUCUUUUGGAUGAGACAGCCGACCUCAUCGACUCUCCGUCCUUCUCCUUUGUCCUGACUCUCCUUCUGAAUGAAGGAUUCUCCACCCUAGUUGACGUGAAAUGUGCCAACGAGGCUUUCAAGGCUUCGACUCCGGCACCAGAGACUGCGCCACAAUCCUUUGACUCCAUGGCCACCGUCAUCCCCCCCGUCGUUUCCGAGCGCAAGACCAAACUUGCCAACUUGCUCGCCGUGAUGGCCCGUCAAGCUCAUGUGAUUGGUCAGGGACCCAUGGGCCCUAACGAUUAUCUCGACGUAAUGGACAAGAACGUUCGAGAGCUCGAGGCCUUUUCCGCUGUCAUAUAUAGCUCGAAUUUCGACCUCGAGCUUCCCGGUGCUAGUCGGCAACCAGGGGCUUCUAAGGGUAUGGAUUCUAUGGACCCGAAUUCUUCUGCCAUGUUCUCAGAAGUGGUAGUGGAUGAGACCGAGGCUGGAUCUGUCGAUCUGGCCCAGAGCGCUCCCGUUCUGAUUGAUCAGGAAGAGCGGGUUAUUGAGAUCGCUGAGGAGACUAAUGAAGCCCCAGUGGCCGAGGAGACGACACCAGUACCAUCUAAAGAGCCUACGUCUGAAUCUGCCUUCGACAGGGCCUGGGGCAAGGCCGUGGAUGAGGGAAAUACCGCGUCGGGGCCUGAAGUUCAAGAAACUUCUUAG
Penicillium longicatenatum is the source of this 1710-nucleotide messenger RNA. RefSeq names its product peroxisomal biogenesis factor 3. Bases 1 to 1710 code for a protein of 569 amino acids. Gene Ontology annotation, molecular function: protein-macromolecule adaptor activity. The record is from RefSeq and is a predicted model, not a curated record. Gene Ontology annotation, biological process: protein import into peroxisome membrane. Gene Ontology annotation, cellular component: peroxisomal membrane. The transcript has 4 exons. Lineage: Eukaryota; Fungi; Ascomycota; Eurotiomycetes; Eurotiales; Aspergillaceae.